AUGAAGUAUUGGGUGGAGAACGACAACGAUGGUGGUAGGGAUGAGAAUAGGGAAAUGAAGAAAAGGAGAAAGAGGAAGGUGGUGAUGGUGAUGCUGGAGCGCAAAACGGUGGUCGUUGUCCGUUUGAUUCCACACGCGUCGCCACACCCGGAUUCCAAAUACAAAUUCCAUUCUGAUUUCCUACAAGACAUUUCGAUUCCGUCCAAUAAUAAUCUCACUCCCCCUUUUCUCACAUUCUCACAAUCCUCUAGUGAGUUCAUCGCGUGUUUCCUUCUGAUCGUACUGAUGAAUCAGGUUGAAGAAGAAUCUUUAUAUCAUUCUUUAGAGGAAGAAGCAAUCGAUGUUGAUUGUCUACUUGUGGAACCUCGGUCUGACCAAGUUUCAGUAAGUAGUUGGUGUUUUGAAGAAGAUAAUAUUGGGAAAUGCAUAAAAACUGAAGAUGCUUCUUACAAUUUAGGUGUCCCAGAUUCAAAUAUAAACAUGGAAGGUGUAGAUACAACAAAGCUUAAUGCACUUGAUGUUUUACCACAUGAAGUUGGAGUAGAAAAUCUCUUAACAUCAAAUGGAAUCUCUCCUUGUGAUGAUUAUCUCAUAGAUAUUGGAUACGUUGACCAUGGUGCAUGUAUAGACUAUGUUUCCAAUGAACCUUUGCAUGUCGGAAACUCUAGCUCGGAAUCGCCGUUUCCAAUGUUCCGCAACAAGGGCAAUUUCGGAAUACAAAAUUCAUUGACGGAUUCCAUUCCAGAGUCCGAAUGCCAGAAUUACUUCCUUGGCAACAUUUUUGGAACCGAGUCGAAAACCGUAGAUAAAUUUGAAGAUUUUUCAAAAUCAUUCAUAGACGAGGAAGAUGACGAAGGGAAUCUCCCACUCCAGUUUGCACAAACCGGAAUGGAAUUGACCCCUUUUCGUCAAGAUUUACUUGCGAAUUCCGCUCAAGAACAUGGUGUUGGUGGAAUCACACACAAAAGAUCAAGAAAGCCCACAAAAAGAUACAUCGAUGAGUCAUCCAAUUUGACUCUAAAGAAUUGUAAGAAGAGAAAAGAGCCUUCUUCAAUGUCUAAAGUCAAAAUGUCAACCGUUCGACGUGUCAAAAGUCAAAACGAGAUCAAACCUAAAGAAAACAUCCAAUCUUCUGAAAUCUCUUUUGGUAAAGCCAUUCAAGUACCUUUUAUCUCUCAAUGCCCAACAGAAUGUCAAAAAAUCAGUCCUCCAACUAUGACGGAAAAUCAGAUUGAGAGUUAUUCAAGUGGGUCUGGAGAUGAUUCUGAGACUCAGAUGAUGAGAUCAAUGACAGGAAAAUGGACGCAUAUCAAGAAACUACUCUUUUCAACAUCUGUUCAUAGAACGCCUGUAGAUCUAAAGGACAAAUGGCGAAAUCUUUUGAAAGCAAGUCGUGCACUAAAGGGAAGCAGGAUAGAGGAUGAGCAAAAAAGGAGUCAGCCAUGGCGUCCAUUGCCAAAAUCGAUUUUAUGUCGUGUGAGAGAAUUGGCAUCCACUUAUCCAUAUCCACGAGAAGCUAAUAAUUCAAAGAUUUCAAAAUCCAAAUUUCCAAUUGGGCCCCACGUGUCAUUUUCUGAGGGAAUAAAAGGUAAUAAGUCGGUCGGACAAGAAGAAGAAGGAAGUUGCCGGAGCAGCCCUGGAGUGUCGACACCCCUCCUCAUGUCCUCCCAGCCAUCGCCGAAGAUUAAUGCCCUCCCCUUCUCUCGAUUGCCAGCCAACAUCAGAGUUUCCUUGCGACUUCGACAAUACAUUCCUUACCCGAUCGUUGAAGAUGGAGACAGACUGCAACCACCUAUUAUUUCCGUCUUCCUUCCUCAACCGGUGCUCGCUGAUCAGCCAUAA
Messenger RNA from Lactuca saligna, 1842 nucleotides. Lineage: Eukaryota; Viridiplantae; Streptophyta; Magnoliopsida; Asterales; Asteraceae. The record is from the annotation of a GenBank genome assembly.